Molecule: messenger RNA, 1245 nt
Organism: Effrenium voratum
Lineage: Eukaryota; Dinophyceae; Suessiales; Symbiodiniaceae
Source: the annotation of a GenBank genome assembly
AUGUCGCGAUUCGUAGAAGCGGACUCCUGGAUCCUGGAGCAGCGACCCGAGUACCGCUGGGGCAUUUUCCUACCAGCCUUGGGCCUGGUGGCGCCGGCUGCUAGCAUUUGCUUUGGAGGCGCACCACCGUGCGCACCAAGCACCUUUGCGCCCAUCCUGUUGCUGCUGUCAAUCGCAGCCAGCGUCUAUGCGUUUCCCUGCACGAACCGCCUUUGGUGGGCCAGCCAGCUAGAACCUCAGCUCUCGGGCGUCAGCAAAGCCAGGCACUUUGUGGAUUCUAUGCAAACUGUCUCGGUGGUCCCUGCUGGAAGCUACCAAGCUCAAGACCAGGAUCUUCCCUGUACAGGGGGAGAGGCCAAGAGCCAGAAGGGCGACAGGGCCAUGCCACGACGGGGCCACGGCCCGAUGGCCAACGGCGACGAGCGGCGGCAGGCGCUACAGAGCCUAGCAGGCUUGUUCCUCCACCCGGAGGCAUUCGUGCCGCAGGGCAUUGAGUUGCUGCCCCUCUACGGCUUCCAACCGAGGGUGGCCGAGUUCGAGCCCUUCGCCCUCAAGCGGCCGAAUGGUACGCACAUGAACGACGUGAACAUAUCGCUCAUGGCAGGGCCAUGGGACGCAGUGCAAGCCGAAGCCGCAGCCGUGGUGCGGGGAGCGGCGGUGUCAAGUGAGAAGGGCACCAUCAACACUUGGAACACCGAGAGGCAGUUCGGCUUCGUCUCCUGCGACAGUGGCCGUCAGGAUCUCUUCACGCACGCGGAGUACAUCUCGGACACCAACGCCAGGUAUGACGCCAAGACGCGGGGCUUGCGCCGUGGUGACAGGAUCGCCUUUGAUGUGGAGGAGCCACAGGGCAACAAGAAGAGCAUGCAGGCGGUGAAUGUGGAAGUCUUGGACCUCGUGAAGCGUUCUCGCAGCCCCAGCCGCCGCCGCAGCCGCAGCCGCGGCCGUGGCGGAGGAGGAGGCGGAGGAGGGGGAGGAGGAGGAGGCGGAGGCGGACGUGGACGCUCGAGGUCGCGCAAGAAUACGCGGCCCACCGAGAUGCGCGCUGGGGACUGGGAGUGCCCCAAAUGUGGCGACUACCAAUUCGCCAGGAAUGCCGAGUGUCGGAAGUGCGGCGCCAAGCCUCGCUCCAUCCGCGAUGACUCCCGGCCCCGCCGCAAGGACUCCCGCAGGCGCAGCCCACCCCCACGCCGCCGCAGCGACAGCCGCCGUCGCAGGAGCAGCAGCGCUGGCAGCCGCAGGUAG